AUGGCGAGCAAUAUGGAAUUCACCGAUAAGACCCAGCACACACUUGCUGAAGCCGUUCAACUUGCAAAGGACUACGCCAAUGCUCAAGUUUACCCAGCACACAUUGCCUUCAUCCUAAUCAAUGAGAGUUCCGCUGGAGAGCCUUCAGUGCCUGGAGGACCGCAAGCUGGAGGGGCUCCCCUAUUUGCGUCCGUAGUGUCGAGAGUAGGAGGCGAUCCGACUGCUGUGAAACGCGGGCUACAGAAGCUUCUUGUUCGACUACCAACACAAAGCCCACCAGCAGAGGAAACAUCAUUCUCUUCGGCCGCACAUAAGGUUCUGCGCGAGGCUCAAUCAUUGCAGAAGACGAUGCACGACUCCUACAUAGCACAAGAUCACAUCCUCCUCGCUCUUCUCAAGGACCCUUCGAUAGAAGCCCUUUUGAAGGAGAACAGCCUCAACACCGCUACGAUCAAGACUGCUAUCGAACAAAUUCGUGGCAAUCGACGAGUCGAAUCGAAGACUGCUGAGCAAGGCUUUGAUGCCCUCCAAAAAUAUGCUGUUGAUCUCACCGCACUAGCGGAGGAGGGCAAAAUCGACCCUGUUAUUGGCCGUGAUAACGAGAUUCGAAGGGCCAUCCGUAUCCUGUGUCGAAGGACCAAAAAUAACCCUGUUCUCAUUGGCGAGCCUGGCGUUGGGAAGACUGCUAUUGCCGAAGGUCUUGCCCAACGGAUCGUCAAGCGCGAUGUUCCUGCUAGUCUCAUCGCUCGUCUUUACUCCUUAGACAUGGGAGCGUUGAUGGCAGGAGCCAAAUAUAAGGGCGAAUACGAAGAACGCAUCAAAUCUGUCCUGAAUGAAGUCGAGAAGGCGGCCGACAACGGAGGACCUGGAAUCAUCCUUUUCAUUGACGAACUGCACCUUAUCAUGGCUGGUAGAGGAGCAGAAGGUGGAGGGAUGGACGCUGGCAAUCUUCUGAAGCCCCUUCUGGCCCGUGGCAAACUCAGGUGCAUUGGAGCCACAACUCUUGCAGAGUACCGCAAAUACAUCGAAACCGACCCUGCUCUGGAGCGACGGUUUGCUCAGGUCAUCGUCAACGAACCUACGGUUCCAGAGACCAUCAGCAUCUUGCGUGGUAUCCGAGAAAAGUACGAGGUCCACCACGGUGUUCGUAUCCUCGACGGUGCGCUCAUUCAGGCGGCUACCCUGGCCCAUCGAUAUCUCACUUCGAGACGACUCCCCGACUCGGCCAUUGAUCUAGUCGACGAGGCGUGUGCAAGCGUUCGCGUUACCCGAGAAACCGAGCCAGAAGCUAUCGAUAAGCUGCAGCGCAAGAAGCUCGAGCUAGAAGUAGAAAUCCAUGCUUUAGAGCGCGAGAAGGACGCUGCCAGCAAAGAGCGCCUACGGGCUGCUCGGAAAGCCAUAGCCGAAGUCGAAGAACAACUCCAACCUCUCAAGCUAGCUUAUGACAACGAAAAGCAGCGAGGAGAAGAGAUAAACCAGGUCAGGCGCAAGAUCGACGAGCUGAAGGCCAAAGUCGAGGACGCGGAGCGUAGAUAUGAUCUUGCCACUGCCUCUGACCUACGCUACUACGCUCUGCCCGACCUCCAGGCCCGCCUUGAGAAGCUCGAGGCAAAGAAGGCUGCGGAAGACUUGGCCUCAGGUGGAGGUUCAGACACGGUUACGCCAGAGCAAAUCGCAGAGAUCGUCGCAAAGUGGACAAACAUCCCAGUGACUAGGUUGGCAACAUCGGAAAAGGACAAACUACUCCGAAUGGAAAAAGUGCUGGCUGAACAGGUCGUUGGCCAGGCAGACGCGGUCAAGGCAGUCGCCAACGCCGUCAGAUUGUCGCGCAGCGGUCUCAAGAAUCCCAACCGUCCCGUCGCCAGCUUCCUGAUGGCGGGUCCUUCGGGUACGGGUAAGACGCUGCUCGCCAAGACUCUUGCCGCUGUCCUUUUCGAUUCUCCAGACACCAUGAUCCGAAUCGACGCGUCUGAAUACUCGGAGAAGCACUCGAUCUCAAGACUCAUCGGUUCUCCUCCUGGCUAUGUAGGUUACGAUGCUGGUGGCCAGCUGACGGAAUACAUUCGGCGCAAACCCUACUCCAUCAUCUUGAUUGACGAAAUCGAGAAAGCCUGCCGCGAGUUUGUGACUCUGUUCCUCCAAGUUCUGGACGAUGGGCGUUUGACGGACGGUCAAGGCCGCAUCGUUGACAUGCGCAACACCGUGAUCAUCAUGACCUCAAACUUAGGCGCGGCCUACCUCAACGACAUGGGUGAAGGGCCGGUCAAACCUCAAACGAGGUCACUCGUCUUGGGUGCGAUUCAAGCCCAUUUCCCUCCCGAGUUCGUCAAUCGUAUCGACGACAUCGUCAUUUUCCGUGCUCUUUCACAAAAGGACAUCCUGAAGAUUGUGGACAUCCGCCUGAAGGAGGUUGAAGAACGUCUCACAGAGCGUAAGAUCAAGCUCGACCUCGAUGCGGAGAGCAAGAAUUAUCUGAUGUCUAUCGGAUAUUCUCCUGCAUAUGGCGCUCGUCCGCUCAACAGGGCAAUCCAGGCGGAUUUGCUCAACCCCCUGUCCGUGCUUAUUCUAUCAGGACAGGUGCUGGACGGUGAGACCGUUCGGGUACGGUUCGAUGGCCCGCACAACCGCCUGAACAUCAUCCCCAAUCAUGAAGGAUCAGGCGCCAUGGAUGUCGACGAUCUCACCGACGAAGAUGACAUUGAGAUUGAGGAGAUGGAUUAG
This is a messenger RNA of Cyclocybe aegerita, 2721 nucleotides long. Lineage: Eukaryota; Fungi; Basidiomycota; Agaricomycetes; Agaricales; Hemipholiotaceae. The record is from the annotation of a GenBank genome assembly.